This is a messenger RNA of Calidris pugnax (ruff), 1383 nucleotides long. RefSeq names its product GLIS family zinc finger 2 (gene GLIS2). Gene Ontology annotation, molecular function: DNA-binding transcription factor activity, RNA polymerase II-specific; RNA polymerase II cis-regulatory region sequence-specific DNA binding. Gene Ontology annotation, biological process: regulation of transcription by RNA polymerase II; smoothened signaling pathway. The transcript has 4 exons. Gene Ontology annotation, cellular component: nucleus. Bases 1 to 1089 code for a protein of 362 amino acids. Lineage: Eukaryota; Metazoa; Chordata; Aves; Charadriiformes; Scolopacidae. The record is from RefSeq and is a predicted model, not a curated record.
AUGCCGGUGGUGGACCUCAGCCUCUCGCCCCGCUCCGCCUCCCGCCCGCAGUGCAACCAGUUCUUUGACCUCCUGCAAGACCUGGUGGACCACGUCAACGACUUCCACGUCAAACCUGAGAAGGACGCGGGGUACUGCUGCCACUGGGAGGGCUGUGCCCGCCAUGGCAGGGGCUUCAACGCCAGGUACAAGAUGCUGAUCCACAUCCGGACGCACACCAACGAGAAGCCGCAUCGCUGCCCCACCUGCAACAAGAGCUUCUCCCGCCUGGAGAACCUGAAAAUCCACAACCGCUCGCACACAGGCGAGAAGCCCUACAUCUGCCCCUACGAAGGCUGCAACAAGCGUUACUCCAACUCCAGCGACCGCUUCAAACACACCCGCACCCACUACGUGGAGAAGCCCUACUCCUGCAAGAUGCCGGGCUGCCACAAACGCUACACCGACCCCAGCUCCCUCCGCAAGCACAUCAAAGCCCACGGCCACUUCGUCUCCCCCGACCACCCGGAGAUGCUCAAGGUCCACCACCCGCCUCCCAAAACGCCCCUGGGCUCGCCGGAGGUGCCCUACGUUAACGGGGCGCAGCUGGUGAUCCCCAACCCCGCCGCCCUCUUCGCUCCCCCGGGGCUGCCGGCCUUGCCCAUCCCUUUGGCUCCGGCGCCCCUCGACCUCAGCGCUCUGGGCUGUGGGGCCGCCGGGGGUCUGCCCGCCCUGCCGGGCCCCGUCCUGCCCCUCAACGGUGGCCCCUUGAACUUGGCCAAGAGCCCGCUGCUGCCCUCGCCCUUCGCCGCGGGGCUGGGGCUGCCCGUCAUGUCGCUGCUGGCCAAGGCCGAGGGGGAGAAGGGCGGCGGGGGAGAGGGGCGACCCCCCAAAACCGGCAAAGGGUCGGAGAGCCGGAAGGAAAGGGGAGAAAGGACGGAGCCGGGGCGGCCGCCGCGGGUCCCCCCUGAGAGCCUGGCGCUGCUGCCGGGGGCCGUGCUCGACCUCUCGGCCGGCGUCGGGUCGGGGGGCAGCCCCGAGGCCCUGCCCCCCGGGUGGGUGCUCAUCCCCCCCGGCUCCCUGCUGCUCAAACCCGCCGCCGUGAAUUGAGGGGGGAAGCCGGGGGUUGGGGGGGGAAGGGGGUGUCUGACGAUGCCCGGGGCUGGACGCCGGCCCAGAGGGCAGAUUCUGCUCCCAGAGGGGGGUGGUGGUGGAGGGGGGGUAUCACCCCCUCCUCCUCGCCCCCAGCAGCCCCCCCAGCCCUGGCGGGGCCUCGUUCGCGCUUUUAACCGUCACGAAAGAAGAAGGGACUCUUCUGAGAAAAGCAAUAAUCCCUGGGCGGCCCGAGCCAGCUGCCACCCUGCGCCGGGGGCAGCCCGGGGGGGGUGUGUGGGGGGGUGUCCC